UCAUUUCUUUCUUGAUUUUAUUUCUACCCAUGUUCGCAUUUAUACGGUUGCUUACUCACGGGCCACGAAUUCUCUUUUCGAACACAUCAGCAUAAGAGAAAAACAAACAAACAAACAAAAUGAUAUGAAUAAGUAAGCACAACGAUUACUAAAGCCUGAAAGAGAAAGAUUCGACAGUUUUUACAAAUGGGUUUGGAGGCAGUGGGUGAUCUAGCUCUUAACGAAAUUCUGUCCAUACUAGGACCAGAAGAAACGGCAAUUGUAGCUUGUGUUAGCAAGCGUCUUAAGGCUUCAGCUUCUGAGGAAUCUCUCUGGUCAAAAUUUUGUUUUCAAGAUCUUCAUCUUUCUUCUCCUCUCGAUCCUCAUGGCAAUCCUCUUCCUUCUUUCAAGUUUGCUUAUGGAUCAUGGCGGGAAGCUUUUGCUAUGUAUCCUUGGCCUCUUGUAAAACGAGUUAAAAGGUGUUGGGACAGACUCAAGAACUGGUUGACCACAAAUUUUCCUGAAGCUGCUGCUACACUACAGCAGGGUGCAACAGAAGAUGAAAUUCGACGGUUUGAGAAAGUUUUAGAAGUGAAGUUGCCUCUCCCCACAAGAGUUCUCUACCGUUUUUACAAUGGUCAAGUUUUCCAAGAAAAAGAUGCAUUAACAAGUGCUCAUGGCAAUAAUUUAGGCCUAAUAGGUGGCUACGCUUUUUAUCAUCACUUGGUCAACGUUUACCUGUUACCAUUAGAUCAAGUAAUCUUGGAAACAAAACAAAUAGUAUGCCAUCUUGGGAUUUCUGGUGGUUUUAACAGUACUAAAUAUAUUGUUGUAGCUGCAUCAUCAGCUUUCAUUGAAAAGUUUUUUUUCCUCAAUUGUACAAAUGGCCAACUGUAUGUUGGUACCAGAAAUCUUCCAAUAGAUGGAGAAAUGAUGCCAUGUGUGCCAAAUGCAUUGCUGAGGUCAGUGCAUGAUCCAAGCAGUGACCAGCAGCGGGAUGGAAUGCUACUAUGGUUAGAAGAGCAUGGCCGUCGCUUACAAGAUGGCAUUAUUAAACUCCGGGAAGAACGAAAUAUUAGAACUAUCUGUCAAUUUCCAGAAGAACCUCCUUCCUGUUCCACUGCUAUUACCAAUGGCGUAAAGGUCCGUGCUUCUGCUAUUUUUGUGCCAGAGGCAGCUGAUCUGGAUGGUGGUUCUGACAAAUACUGGUUUGCAUAUUCAAUUCGCAUGUCCCUACUGCCUGAUGGAUGCAUCGUAAAUGGAAUGUAUUUUGCCUCUUGCCAACUGCAGAAGAGGCAUUGGAUCAUCCGUGCAAAUGAAACUGUUGUAUCUGAUGUGGUUGGAGAGGGUGUGAUAGGCAAGUAUCCAGUCUUGUGUCCAGGUGAGCAAGAGUUCGUAUAUGAGAGUUGCAUGCCUCUACCAACUUCUCCAGGUUCAGUUGAAGGUUCUUUCACAUUUGUCCCUGACAGGUUGACGCAUCCAAAAGGAGCUCCAUUUGAAGUUGAAGUGGCGCGGUUUCAUCUUCAACUUCCAGACUACAUUUUCUGACGGUUGUCUCUAAAAUUAAACUGCUGCAACAAUACCUGUGUAAUGAUUUAGCAUCCUUCUGCUAUUGUUGAUAUGUGGGAUAAAUUUGUGUGCAUGUGGAAGACCAAAUGAUAAAGAGUGCAUAUUGUGGGGAACUUGCAGCAUUUACUGCAUUGUUAUCUAUAAAUGGCUCCGGCUUUGCAGAAAUGCCUGCACUGCUGUACGAUAA
Molecule: messenger RNA, 1735 nt
Organism: Ricinus communis (castor bean)
Lineage: Eukaryota; Viridiplantae; Streptophyta; Magnoliopsida; Malpighiales; Euphorbiaceae
Product: F-box protein SKIP16
Exons: 5
Coding region: 187-1527 (446 amino acids)
Molecular function (GO): protein binding
Source: RefSeq, a predicted model, not a curated record